Messenger RNA from Lymnaea stagnalis (great pond snail), 8564 nucleotides. NCBI's taxonomy places the organism in Eukaryota, Metazoa, Mollusca, Gastropoda, Lymnaeidae. The record is from the annotation of a GenBank genome assembly.
AUCGUGUCUUGUGUUCUAAUUUUUUUUUUUUUAAGAAAAAUUACGGCAGGUCUAAAUGCAACUAAUAGUUUUUAAAAUAAUUUUUUUGCCGAUUAAAAAUAUUAUUAGCCUAUUUGAGUUAUUUAUAUUUACGCACACUGAAUGUAAUAUAUUUUAUAAAUCAUAUAAAAUUGCAAUAGAGUUUUAUUUCUGGUGUAUACUAUAAUUUUUAGAGUACGUCACGUUCAGUAAAUUAGAGUAACUGACCAACUUAGUAACUGGUCCAUUUGUGUUCAAAAAGAAUCAGAAAAAUGUAAAUAUGAAAGUAGUAAGUUGAGAAUGUGCCUUCUUGAAGUUUUGCUCUCCGCCUCGGUUUUACAACCAUUUUAUUUUUCUCGCCUAUCACCGAAAUUUGACCAUGCCAUAGACCAUAGCCGAUAGGCCUUAGUCAAUAGUCUGUUGCGUUUCUUAAUAAUAUUUAAGGAAUAGCUAGUUAUCGCCCCUGUUUUAAUAGAUGAGGGCGCCAGCGAUGUUAAUUUUUACUAAUAAAAAUACAACUCCGCCAUUUUCUUAGUGUAACACUAUCACUAAUAACCAUCUGGUUGGUCUAUCAAUUAGUGCAUGUUUCACCACUGUGUUCUGAGCUUAACAUGAUUGUGCUUUAUCACAUCUUUAAACAGUGUAAGGCCUACUUGAGGAGGCAAUUGCUAGACUUUAUUUUAGGCAUUUUCUACUUUCAAUUUCAUAAUAUGUGAAUAAAGUAAAACUAGGAAGGCCAGGAAGGGGCUACUUUUCUACAAUUUCAAUUACUAUCAUUACAUGAUGUCAUCAAUCAUGGUCAUGAUAUUAUUGAUAUAGAUUAUUAUAGUUAUAAGCUUAAUAUUAUUGUUAGGCCAAAUGAGUUUCUUUGAAGUUUUACUGAACGAAAAAUGGUUGAGUCACCGAUAAAUCCUCAAGCACAGAAAUCCUCUAGUCCAAAUGUUUCUGUUGUUACUGAAUCACAGCAGACCUCAGAGAAAUUUGUUCAACUUAAAUGAAGUUAAAUCCCAGUAGUGUAGCCUUAGUGCCCUUAGCGGGCAGUAGCUAGUAGCCCUAUGCCUGCCUAUAUACUAUAUUUAUUCGAAGUGUCUACACGUCCGUCGCGCCGGACAAAUAGUGCGCAAGAUAUAUGUCCGGCGGCAUGUCACGCUAGUAGUUUUUAUUAUUCCGAACGAAGUGCAGUUUGGUAGAUCUUCCGUGGUCUAGUGGUAGAGUGGUUGCUUAAUGUUAUGAUGUGAGGAUCAAUUCCGGGGAAAGGAUAUUUUUUUUCCCAUUUUAAUUAAAAAUAUUUUAUACUAUAUUUUUAUUAUCAUGUUCAUCAGCAACAGUAGUUUCAUGAGAAGUUUUUAAAUAUUUUGUAGCAAUUUAAACAAUUAAAAAUGAAAUCUUUUACUUUUAUUGGUUGCCUACUCCACACUGGCCCCUAAUUUAUUUUAUGGAUUACUGGUACACAAACUCAAAUAACAAACAAAACAAAAAUGUUUACAAGCCACUUUCAGUUUUUUUCUAUUAUUUGCAUUCGAGAUACUAAGAACAUUACUUGGUAGAGAAAUAGAUUUUAAAAUUAACAAUUUAAUAACAAUAGUUUUGAAUCAUUCGCAGUCGUCACGUGACAAGGCUGACCGACAAGAUAUCUCUCGCCACUUUGUUAUGGCUGUUGUGUGACAUGGUCGCCGGACAAAUAGUGCGGGAGAUAUACGUCCGGCCGGACGUGUAGACACUGCCAUAUUUAUUCCUAUGACCUAUGCCGCAGCGCUAACUAUGAGUAACAUUAAUUAAGGUGACCAUUUUAGUUUUAAGUUUAAAACCAGGACAUUUGAUUUUGAAAUUUAAGAAACAUUUUAUAAAUUUUUUAAAAAGUUUUGGCUUUAUGGGUGUCUAUGUAAGUGACAUAAUGAUUUAGUGGCAUAUAAAUUAUAAAUGGCUAAGAUGUACUUAGUGUUAAGGCCUGCAAUGUCUUCCACUCUCUAUAGUCUAUAUAGUAAUGGAAGUUCCUCAGGCUACUAACUGGCCAUAGUUCGGUAUUCAAAAAAUUGUGUCUUUAUCUUCAAAAAACAUUCUUAAUCAAAAACGUAUUUCUCCGCAGAAAUUUAUGUUUUAAAUGUACCAUGAAAUGGCCACAUGGCAAAAAUGAAUAGCGUACAGCUAUUUCUUUUUUCUACCAAUCAAAUGACCGCACUUCAAGUCAUGUGCACAUCUUUUUUCCACCUGUGCUCAAGUGUAUAUCAGCAAAUAUGAGUUUCUUUUUUUUUUUUAACCUAGCAAUUGUAAUUUGAAUUUUAAUAAAAGAAAGAAUGAUAAUUUUCGUAUAUUUCAUAUUAACUGUACCGGUAUAGAUUGUCAGAAUUAGUUUAUGAUGCGAAUAAUGUUCAGUGAAGAAUGGGAAAGUUAUUAUACAAUUCAUGCUAUCCAACUAUUGAUCAAGUGUUUGGAUUCCCCAAAGUGAAGUCACUGCACUUAGGGGGAGACAGCUCUUUGCAAAACCCAUACUAUUAAGUACACCUUUACCCUAAUAAACUGUUAUUUGUGAUUUCACUGAGAACUUGGCCUUAUGCGUUUGUUUGAAAAAUUUAUGAUCGAGGUGUGAAUUUGAAUCUAUGUAUUUCAUAUAUUUUUUAGUUGUUAUUCAUUUAUGCAAGGAUAUACGAUCUGUUUACUUGAUAUUUUGUUAAAUUAAUUAUUUUUUUAUUGUAGAUAAACUUUUGGAUCUUAACUUUAAUUUUAUUGGUUACAACUUACUACUAAUUUGGACCAAUGUCAUGAAAUCAGUAAAACCACAACACCCCCCCCCCCCCACACCAAAGUAAAGUAUCUGCAUUGGUAAAUACAGCAUGAAUGGUCAACCUACUUAAGAGGCAUGUCUGCCAAAGCUAUUUUAAGCUUUGCAAUUCAAUAGUAAAAUUUGGGUACCUGCAUAGUAUUAGGCCUAAUGGACUAAUUAUUAAUUAAAAAAUUAAUAAGGCUAAGGAUUAUGUCUCAUAAUAAUAAUAUACUAUGCCUAUAUAUAUUUAUAAAUAAAUAUAUAUAUACACUAGCGGAUAUACAUUUGGAACGAAGGAACUUCUACAGUCUUAUAAUUAUUCCGAUCCCAGUGGGCUCCCAAUCCCGCUUCUGUUAGUAUACCGUUUCCCGGUGGAUUCCCUCUGGAUCCAAAUUCCGGUAUGAUCCCAAUCCCGUCGGUAUUUUGAUCCCAGGGGGAUACCAAUAGCUGUCGGAUCCUGAUACCGGUGGGGUACCGAUCUCGGUAGGUUUAAAUUUUCCUAUAGGAUUCCACUCCGAGUGGGAUCCCGUUUCUUGGUGGGAUCCUCUUCUCUAAUACGAUCUAUUUCCCAAAAAGAUCCUGAUCCCGGUUUGAUCCCGUUACCAGAUUGGAUAGCAUUACAGUUGGUUUCAUUUUAAUGCUGGAUCUCAUUAACGUUACUAUUACUAUAAUAGUAAGCCAUUAUGGUUGGCCACCCUGUUCUGCAACAAAUUAGAUUUCUUUUAAAACAAAGUAAAUGACAGUGCUACUAUAUUUAGUUGUCUUUUCCGUUAGUAAAUUUUUAUCCAUAUGAAUGUAAUGAUCAUUAUGAUGUUAGUAAAUUUGUAUCCAUAUGAAUGUAAUGAUCAUUAUGAUGUUAGUAAAUUUGUAUCCAUAUGAAUGUAAUGAUCAUUAUGAUGUUAGUAAAUUUGUAUCCAUAUGAAUGUAAUGAUCAUUAUGAUGUUAGUAAAUUUGUAUCCAUAUGAAUGUAAUGAUCAUUAUGAUGUUAGUAAAUUUGUAUCCAUAUGAAUGUAAUGAUCAUUAUGAUGUUAGUAAAUUUGUAUCCAUAUGAAUGUAAUGAUCAUUAUGUUGUUAGUAAAUUUGUAUCCAUAUGAAUGUAAUGAUCAUUAUGUUGGCAGAACAUUUUUAAAAAAAAACAACAGAAUACAGUUUAAAACAUUAUUUACAAUGGCAAUGUAUUAAAAAAAUUCCCUGGUCACCCAAAUAAGACAAGAGAUGUGUAUAGAGUUAUUAUGUCAUCUGAUGAAAGAGCUUUUAGCUGAAGUAUUUUUUACUUUGUUCUGUCUUAUCUAAGUAAAGCUUCACUUUACUUGCAUACACAUAUACUUAUGCUUUUUUUAUACGUUUUAAUCAGCCGAACCCUCUUAUUGUAAUAUUCUGUUGAAAUGUCAUUGCAAUGAGAUAUUAGUUACCGGUACAAUUUAAUCAUCUUUAUUAUUUUUUUCAGUUAUCCAGAAAGAAUGCUUUGUUUGAUUAAACAGGAUGUGCAACUUAUUGACAGUUGGAUAACAAGGAACAUGUAAUAUUGCAUCCACCAUGGAGGCAGAUGUUGAAUCAAGUGAAAAGAACAUUGUUGAGACAAUGAAUAGUUCAGACACUAAUAAACAAGACAAAGGCUCUCCCAGUGGUGAUGUGAAUAAAGAAAAUUCAACUUCAGUUAUAAGCCUCGAUCCUCUGAAUACACCCAUCACUACCCAGGAUACAUCUUUCAAUGCUCAGAAUACACCUAUCAAAAUCAGUACCCCAACUUCUGUUCUUGUUGAAAAUGAUGUUUCUGAUGAGGAUACAGACAGUGCUCUAGUUAUUAUAGAUGAAAGCUCUUCAGAGGAUGGUCAUACAAAUGUAAAUGUGCCUUAUAGAACAUGCCCCACUGAAAUUCAAUCUGACAAUCUUGUAAAAGAAGCUUUUAGCAAAAAAAUGCAGUCAGAUACCCAGAUUACCUCUGUGCCUCCUCCCAAUGAGGGUAAAUCUGUUGCUGUUUGUUCUCUCUCUGGUGACAAUCAAGCAAAGUCAUCAACACCAUCAUCUUCUACAAGUUCUCAAACAUCUAAAACAUCUAAAACAAAGAAAACUCCCAAAAGCUUAGGUAAGUUCUCUGUAGUAUUGGAAGACUUUAAAUCAUACUUUUCAAAGUGCAGUAGAGCGUAGAUUUUCCAACUAAUUGACACAGGGAUGUUUUACAUAACAAAACACACCCAGAAAAAGUUUGUGUUAACAAAGUUAGAGCAUAGAAUACUACAAGUAUCAUUAUCAUGCUUUACUGAACAGUCUAUUAACAGCAUGGUGUAUGGAGGUAAGCUGAUUAAUGUAAAAACUGGGGAGUACUCAAAUUUUUAAAAAUGAAAAGUCUUAGUUUCCAAAAAUAGAUGGCUUGCACUAGAAAUAAGUAUAAGGAAAGGUCACUUGAUCUUUGUAAAAGUGUAUUCUGUGAUAUACCCUGUUUUCAGAGCACCGGUGCAAUCAGGAUAUGGCAGUAAAGUUAUAUUUUAAAAAUAGCAUCAAACACUUAUAGGCUUAUAAUCAGGAACGACCUAUACUCAGAACUAUACAGUUUAUUAACAAGUUGGAAGUGCUUCAUGCCAUACACAUUGUGUACAAUAAUAAUAAUAAAAAAGACACGGCCGAAAUCAACGUUUCAAUGAAUGGGAAUUAGGAAAAUCAACACUCUACUUUAAUUCAAAUAAAUUAUACUUUUAAUUUAACUUUAAUUCAAAUAAAUUAUACUUUUAAUUUAUUCAGCAGGAAAUUAGACAACAAUUUUAAAAAAAAAAUAUUUAAAAUCAUAUUUAAAACCCUGCAGUUUUGUGUUUUUAAUAUUUCUUAAACUGCCAAACUAUUUAUUUUUAGCUCCAGAAAGUGUUUUGGAUAAGAAUGACAUUGAACAUUUGAGGACUCCCUUUAAAUAUGGUGAGUAUUGAUAUAUAUUUCUUGAGUGCUGCCCAUAGUGCUUCUUUUGAAUGAAUGUCUGAAUCUCAACUGUUUUUAAUAACAUUAUUAUGUAUUACUUACAAUAAUUAGUUUUGAAAAUUAAAAUUUGGGUGCAAUUAAACAAGAAUAUUAUUUGAAACACAAAACAUGGCCAAAAAUUAAUAAAGGAAAAAUUACAUCUGAAAUGUUUUUUGUUUUUUUUUUUUAAAUAUUAUUGCACACAUACUAAUUUUUCCUCAUCUGUACCCUAAAUAUCUUUUUUUAAACAUAAGUUACUUUUCUAAAAAUAAUAAAUGCCAGAAAAAAUGUUCAGAAUAAAUAUUUUUAGACAUUCAAGUUAGCGUUUGUCAAGUUGGACAGGACGUGACUUGUGAAUUUACACAACUAGAUAUGGACAAAAAAUUUGCUGAUCGUUUUCAACAGUAUGGUUUUGUAAACAUAUGUAGAAAUUACAGCCUCAAAAAAAAAAAUCAAUUUGUUUAUUUUCAGGCUGGAAAAGAGAGAUAGUAUUUCGUAACACCCAAGACACAAGCAGUAAACAAAGAUCUCUAUGUGAUGUUUAUUAUUUCCCUCCAAACGGAAAGAAGUUGGUUAGUAUAUCUUAACUUUUUAUUUCAAGAGGUUUAAUUUGUUUGAUUUAUGGUUAAAUUUGUUUGAUUUAUGGUUAAAUUUGUUUGAUUUAUGGUUAAAUUUGUUUGAUUUAUGGUUAAAUUUGUUUGAUUUAUGGUUAAAUUUGUUUGAUUUAUGGUUAAAUUUGUUUGAUUUAUGUUAAAUUUGUUUGAUGUAUGGUUUUGUUUGUUUUAUGGCUUAAUUUUAUUUUUAGCAUGUUUAAUGUAACUGAAAUAUGGAUGUUGUUUUUUCCACAGAGAUCAAUGGUGGAUAUAGCUAACUAUUGUAAGUGUUCUUAUUUUAGUAGUUAUUCAGUAGUAAGUAUUUUAAACAAAGAAAUUCUGUUUACUUACAUGCGAAAACGCAGGAUCAAAAACUGUACAAAAAAUCACACAUACUAUAAAACUGCAUGAAAAACUGUUCAGAAAGAAAGAAAAUAUGGAGAAAAAAUUAUAAUUUAUAACUUUUUCAUUUCCUUACCAAUGUUUUGAAUGCAUGAAGGCAUGUACACUUUGCCUUCUUGAUAAUUUCUGGAUUAGUUUGAAAACUGGAACAACAGGUGGUAAUUUAUUACUGAAAAUAGGCGUGAUUACAAUGAAAUGUGAACACAUUAUCUGAUAGAAUAUCUACACAGUAGGGCUGAGAAAAAAAGUUUUAAUAGAGGUAGAAUUUCCCUUUCUGACUCAAAGUUUCGAUUGUGCAAUUUUGCUUUAUUAUAAGCUUUAAUGUCAUAAGAGGCUUAAGAAAGUAAUUCUAUGUUCUUGUUUUGUGUGUGCAAAUUGCAUGGGAUGAUCCAAUUAUUGAAACAUAGACAAUUCAAGUUUAUUUGGCCCUCUUGUGUGUCUAAUAUCAAAUAAUUAUUAGGUUCGUUUGGAAGUGUCCAGCUGGAAAUAAAAUGACAAUUUAAAAAAUAUAUUAUUAUUUAUUAUUAUUAGUAGUAGUUUUAAAUAGCCCUGUACCCUAGGGAUGGGCUGGCCACGUUGUACAUGCAAUUUAACAAACAUAACCAUGAACUUAAAAAUUAACAUACAUUAAUUAAAUAGAGAAAUAUAAUAUACGAAUCUCAGUGAUUUUCUGCUCUCAGUAACAAGCAUAUAUAGUUUUCAAUGAAGAAGAUUUCACUGUGACAACUGCUUUAGUUUUAGAAAGGGUUAUUGCAUUCAUUUAAGCAAUGCCAUAGUAAUAAGGAGGCAUGAUGACUAAAGCUGUUCAUUGUUGGUAAUAUUAAAUAUAUUUAAAUAUCCAAGUAUUGAGAAAUGUAUCUUUGAAAUGGAGCUCCUUUUCUAAAGUUAGGUGGCCUACCGAUAUAAACUUUGGGGUAAAGGUCAUUUUGAACGGACCAGUUGGAUUUAAACUUCCAGUUGACCAAUGUUGCAUUUAUUGUAUUGCCAGUGUGAGCAAGUUCAAUAGCAAAUUUUUUGUUUUCUAAAUCAAAUGAGAAAAAAUGUACAAAAUCCUAUAUGGAUAAUGUUAAAAAAAACUCAAAAAGUAUGGGUAAACCAUGCAUGUGUCAUGUAUGUAUCUACCACAUAAUUAAUUUUCUAUGUAAAAUUUUAUUUUCAGUGAAUAAACAGAAUAAUUCUAAUGUGAAUCUUACACACUUCACUUUCAAGCGCAUGGCAUUGUUUAAUUCACCAGAGGAAUUAGUACGUAAUGCCGGUCAGUCUAAAAGAAAGGCCUCUGACAAUUCACCACAGAAAGAAGUCAACACUAAAAAAUUGACUCCGGCUGUGCAGAAGAAAAAGUUUAGUUCUGUAUCUCCAGUGUCAUCUAAAUUAUCUUCCAAACUUUUUAAAACCAACCUUCUCAAAACCAUAAACAAUACUGAACGAAAAAUAGUUGAGUCACCGAUAGGUCCUCAAGCACAGAAACCCUCUAGUCCAAAUAUUUCUGUUGUUACAUCGACUGAAACACAGCAGACCUCUGAGAAUGUCAGGCGCUUUUCAAGAGUCCCUUUUGGUAUUCGCAUAAGACCUCCUAAAUCGGAUCAGAAGCUAAUUCGUUACAAACGGAAACCUUUAUCACCAGAAUGGCAACCAACUUCAUCAGAUGAUUCCGAUUCACUUGACUCAACUGGCAGAACAGUCGAGGUUCUUAAAGCUGGUGUUGGAUCAGUUGGUGAAGGGGCAGGUGACGAUGAAUACAUGCAAACUGUGUAUGGUGCUCCCUCAAAUCUCAUUGCAUCCAUUGUUAGACAAGAGCCACAGAAAAGACAUGCUGAUGCUAACACUAACACAGAGCCAGCCGC